This is a messenger RNA of Orcinus orca (killer whale), 6159 nucleotides long. It is a transcript of the gene EPO, whose product is annotated as erythropoietin. Gene Ontology annotation, molecular function: erythropoietin receptor binding; hormone activity; cytokine activity. The coding region runs from base 275 to 853 and encodes 192 amino acids. Gene Ontology annotation, cellular component: extracellular region. NCBI's taxonomy places the organism in Eukaryota, Metazoa, Chordata, Mammalia, Artiodactyla, Delphinidae. The transcript is spliced from 5 exons. The record is from RefSeq and is a predicted model, not a curated record.
AGCUGAUAACAGCCCCGACCCCCGGCCGCCGCCGCAGUUCCCCGGGCCAACAGUCCCCGGGCCAACCCCGGCCGGCCGCCUCGCCGCGCCGUCCUCCGGACCCUGGCCCCGGGCCCUGCGCGCUCUGCCCCGACCCCGGCUCGGCGCCCCGGACGGCGGCCCCCUCCUUCGGGCGGCGGGGUGGCUCUGCCCCGCCGAGCUUCCCGGGAUGCGGGCCCCCGGCGCGGGCACCCGCCGAGCCCCAGGUCGCUGAGGGGCCGGGCGAGGCGCGGAGAUGGGGGUGCGCGAAUGUCUUCUGCUGCUUCUGCUGUCCUUGCUGCUGCUUCCUCUGGGCCUCCCAGUCCUGGGCGCCCCCCCACACCUCAUCUGUGACAGCCGAGUCCUGGAGAGGUACAUCCUGGAGGCCAGGGAGGCCGAAAAUGCCACGCUGGGCUGUGCUGAGGGCUGCAGCUUCAGUGAGAACAUCACUGUCCCGGACACCAAGGUUAACUUCUAUGCCUGGAAGAGGAUGGAGGUCCAGCAGCAGGCUGUGGAAGUCUGGCAGGGCCUGGCCCUGCUCUCAGAAGCCAUCCUGCAGGGCCAGGCCCUGUUGGCCAACUCGUCCCAGCCAUCCGAGGCCCUGCAGCUGCACGUGGACAAAGCUGUCAGCGGCCUGCGAAGUCUCACCUCCCUGCUUCGGGCACUGGGAGCCCAGAAGGGAGCCGUCCCCCUUCCAAACGCAGCCUCCUCUGCAGCCCCGCUCCGAACAUUCACUGUUGAUACUCUGUGCAAACUUUUCCGAAUCUACUCCAAUUUCCUGCGGGGAAAGCUGACGCUGUACACAGGGGAGGCCUGCAGGAGAGGGGACAGGUGACCCGGUGCUCCCACCCCGGGCACGUCCACCACCUCGCUCACCACCACUGCCUGUGCCACGCCUUCUGCACCUCCACUCCCAACCCCUGUCGAUGGGCCAUCAGCUCAGCGCCAGACUGUCCCACGGACACUCCAGGGCCAGCGGUGAUAUCUCAGGGGCUAGAGGAACUGUUCAGAGCUCAACUCAGAUCUAAGGAUGUCACAGGGUCAGCCUGAGUCUCCAAAGCAGGAGGAAUUCAGAGAGUUCAACUUAAACUUGGGGACAGCGCCAUGCUGGGGAGACACUGAUACUCAUCUCAGUGCCUUGCAGAACCGCGAUGCUGCGUGAUGCUGGGACAAGCUGGAGGGCAAAUAAUUCCUUUUGCACCUAGCAAGCAGGGACAGGACGGACUGGAGAAUUUAGGGGGCAAGCCAUGAAUUCUCCGGGUCUCAUGGGGAUUCCGUGACAGCAGAGCCCGCUGGAUAAGGAGGGUGGUGGGAGCCGUGAAGAUGGGAUGGGGGCUGGCUCCUGGCUCUCACUGGGUCCAAGUCUUGUGUAUUUUUCAAUCUCACUGGCAAGAACUGAAACCGCAACCUGGCUCUUGGCUUUUCUGUUUUCCCGGGAGACCCCUACUUCCCUGGCUCUGUCCCCAUCCUGGCAGCAGGCUGCAGGUCCGGGAAACCAGAGGUGGAGGGGGCCGGGCCCUACGUGCUGCCUCGCAUGGCCCGUCUGACCUGUUGACCCCACUGGGCCUGAGGCCACAAGCUCUGCCCGCGCUGGUCAAUAACGUGGCUCCAUUCAAGGCUAGUCCUCAGUAGGCAUCUGGCCCAGGAUAAGUCUUUUUUUUUUUUUUUUUUUGGCUGAAUCGCACGGCUUGUGGGAUCUUAGUUCCCCAACCAGGGAUGGAACCUGGGCCCCGGCAGUGAGAGCACGGAAUCCUAACCACUGGACCGCCAGGGAAGUCCCCAGGCUGAUGUCUUUAGUGAGCCUCGGCUGCCGGCAAGGACACAGGAGCCAGCAGGAGGGGCCCCUUUGGGGGCUGGCAGCAGCUGCCCAUGCUCCCUGCUGGACCCUCUUCUCUGUGGCCGCUUCUUCUAAUGCCACAAGCCCAGCACCAGCCUUUGCCAUCUCAGCACACAAGCCCCCUCUAAAUCCAGUGGAACUUUCCUUGCCUGGGGAUGGUUACCAUGAAUGCUCUACCCUGAAACUUGCCCAAGGGGCAGUAGUAGAGUGGGGUACAGUGGGAACCAACUUCCCAGACAACCAUCUUGUUGAUCAAUCGCUCUGCCCAGAGCUACUGCAGGUAGUUCACUUAUAUGACCUCAUUUUACUCCUCACACAGCCCUGGGAGAAUGGCACUGCAGUCAUUCCCAUGGUACAGAUGAAGAAGUAAAGUACCUUGCCCGAGGCCAAGAUGACAGGAUCCCCCAUCCUCCCAGCACUCAGCCCCUUCCCUCUUCUUCUUAUUUCUGCCACAUGAGCCCUCCCAGCUCCCCUGGGAUGGGGGACAUGGGACAAACUCACUCCAACUCCACAGUUGAUCCCUACUUGCUUCUUUUUCUCUUUUUUUUUUUGGCCACACCGCAUGCGGGACCUUAGUCCCCCAACCAGGGAUCUAACCCGUGUCCUCUGCAGUGGAAGCAGAGUCUUAACCACUGGACCGCCAGGGAAUUUGUACUUCUAAUUUUACCCUUUCCCCUGACAAUCAAUUUCAAAUUCCUUCCCAGAAAUAAUGUUUCAGCUGCAAAGUAACGCCCGAGAGAGACCUGUGCAGAUAGCAAAAGCUGUCACAGAACUGUGCGGGAACCCCCGAUCCUGGCCAUUAUCGUACAUGGAUGGGGGGAUCGGUCUUUCACUUAUAUCACAAAACGGAGAAGUCAGCCUGCACCCUGGCAAAUAUGCACAAAGCAGGGAAUGUUUUGCAAUCUGCGGCAGGAAGAAUAUGGGCAGGUUGGGGGGUUGGAAGGUAUUUGCCAAGUAUAUGUGUGUGAGAGGGUAGGGGUGAACUUGUGGUGGGAGGAGUCAGCCAAGGGCAGGACCCAAGGAGAAUUUUCACUCUGGCCAACCCUGCUUCUGGGCUACAGUGCCCUCUUCAGGCCCUCUUGGGAAAUGCUAGAGUAAUCUACAAGCUAUAGAACCCUGAGGACUCUGACCUUGUGCAUUUCGAUAAAAAUUCGUGUUAUGAUUUCCACACAUGCCAUCCGGUUCUUGCUCCAACGCUGUGAAUCAGGAAAGAAGGAAUCUCUCUUUCUCGCUGGCAAAACUGAAGCUAAGAGACUUGUCCUGAAGCCCAGGGAAUCCAGCUAGUAAGUUACAGCUGGGACCUGAACUUGAGAUUUAGAACUCAUAACCCCAAAGUCCUGUCCACCUUUCAGCCUGAUGUGCUGCCUAAACAUCCCCUGGAUCUUUUUUCCUCCUGACCUUAUUCCUCGACUUCGUUUCAGACUUCUUACUGCUUUCAAUUAAAGAAAAAGAAAAAAAAAAGGAGUUAACAGAACCUGAAGUAUAUGACCUGGGUCAGGUGUGAUGGGCGAGUAGGUUAAGAACGUAAUUUUAAAACAUACUUUAGUAAAGCAAUUAUACUGCAAUAAAGAUGUUAAACAAAAAAAUUAAAUCACUUUUUCGACUAUAGGACUUCUCACAGACUUUAGUGUGCUAGCGGGCUUGAUAAAUCUCUAAGGAAGGAAUAGGGUUUCCUAUUUCAUGAACUUUUAGACAGGAGUCCUUUUCUUUUUCGUGGAACAUCUUACAGGACAGAUGGAACAGUUUUAGAAACUCUGAUUUAGUAAAUAAAAGAAAUAUAUUAAAAAAAAUACUUUAUUCCACAUUUACGGAGUGCCUACCGUGUUCCAGCCUUUGCACUAAAUGCUAGGAAACUUGGAAAGACGGUCUGUGCCACUCACAGCCCAGUGUCCUCCUAGAGCGGGCAGUCCUGGUGGCAAAAAGACAGGUGCUCAUGAAUGUAGGCGUAGACAGAGCCAGCUUGGCAUGUGACUGGGUCCUGAGGGGGGGGCGCUGAGAGGCCUGGAUGGGAAGAACCUGGUGACACCUACAGUCCCUGCGAAGAGACACAGAUAUGCAAGGAGGGCGUGGCCAGAUUUCCCAGGUUCUUCAAGUGCGGACCAGGGGUGUAAAGUUUCUUCUGCACCACUGUUACGAUGAUUAACAACAUAUUAAUCUCUGGCACUUACACGAUCUGCUCUGAUUCUCACCAUCACUCCAUGAAAAAAGGAGGACAGUAGGGCAUCAUCCUCUUUUGUCAGACAGGGAAAGUAAAACUAAGUUCCUCCAGGUAAGUGACCAAGCCAGCUCUUCUGACUUCCGGGUGGGACAGGAGCCAGCUCAGCCCGGUUCUGAGUCAGCGGGUUACAUAACUGUUUCAUGGAGACGCAUUCUGUUUGUAGAGUGCUUUGCGAUUUCCAAGGUGCUUUCCCGGGCAGUCUCACAUUUGCUCUCCUAACCCCAUGAGGAAGGCAGAGACAGGAGAGGAUCCCCGUUUUGCAGAGGAGGAAACCGAGAUCCGGAGAGAUUAUGAAUGGGUCUGGCCCAGGUCGUAAGACACUGAGAGGACGUGUCAGGACCAGGAGCCAGGCUCUUGGACUCUGGGUCCCUCUUCUACUAGAAGCAAGGAUCAUGGGGAGAAGAGAAAGCAGAGGGAGUGGACAGAGGAGAGGAAACAGCUUCAGUCAGAGAGGCAUGAGUCCCAUCCACUUCUCGCUACCAACUCUUUCCCGCUCCAUCCCCUGCCCCCGGUGCCCACUUCCUCCCUGGAAAGGCAGAAAGUGCCUAUCACCCUCCCCACCACCAAAUCUCCCAGCACUGGGGCCCACCUCAUCUGCCUCCUGCAGCGCCAGCUCCCACCUCGACUGCAGCCUCUUGGCUCUGGGUACCACUGGCCCAAACGGUCUUCCUGGGCCUGAGCAUCAGGCUGACCAAUGCAUCCGCCUGACCCCAGCCUCCAGGCCACCUGGGAUUCUCCUGGAACUACUCAGUCUACUGGUCUCCCACAGUAGGUGAUUGUUGCUAGAGCUGAGUUAGCUAAAUGAGGCCUCUCAGACACUGGAAUCUAGGCUGAAUGUUAGCUACAUUAUUUCCAGCUGGUCAAGGCUCAUUCCUCUUAAAAUUCCAUCAUAAAACUGUGACAUUAUAAAAGAUUAUUGGCAACAGAAAAACAGAUAGCAGGAUGGUUUCCCAGCCUACGUGAGUCAUGCCCAAAUGUCGAUAAACUCCCUCCUCGAUUCUAAAAAAUGAGUUAUUAAAAAAAUUAUACCACACACGCACCAUUUCUGGUUUUUAAAAAACCUUAGCUGUGCUGGUCUCUCCAUCUUACAGAUGAGGAAACUGAAGCCCAGAGCAGAUGAGCAAAGUGUCCAAGGACACACAGGGAAGCCAGGACUGGCUGCAGCUUCCUGGAGUGAUUCCCAGGUUCUUCCACAUCCCAGGGUCCCUCACACCUAUUCCUGUCAGUCUUGUCAGGUGACAAAGCCUCUGGGGCCUUGCCCGUUCUGGACUCCCCAAAAGGCAGAGCCCGUGGUUCCCUCCCACACCACAUUCCUUCCUGUCCUGCCUGAGCACCAACCCCCCACCCCCAGACAGGCUGGAAGCUGUGACCGUCCAGCUCUGCGGCGCCAGAGGGAGGUCAGCGAGAGCAGCCCUCAGAGGACUUAUUGCCUAACCUGGAGGGGCUGGGGAUCAAUUGGCUUCUGCUGCUUUUCCCUGGGUUAACCCUUUCCUGGCUUUGUCCCUUUGUUGAAUGCUCUCCUAACCUGCUCUGGAGGAAGGGAAGAUCGGGGUUUGGGCUGGGCAUCCUUUACACCCCCAGCUUUGAUAUAAAGGGGCAGAGGAUCUCUCUUUUUCGGGAUUGACCCCCUCCGUGGGCUCUGUGGGUGCUCACUUGGGCAGAAGGAGCCCCCAGGACUCCGAAGGGGGUUGGGACUUCCCGCUCCAACACCUGGGGCAUGACAGCACCGGCCCCUCCCUGACAGCUCAUGAGAAUAGCUGGCCCAGGCAACCCUGUCACAUGUCAGGGGCCAAGGCCAGGCACACUGGGCAUAGAUUUGACAGUAGGGACGGGGGCUGCCAAAGUAAAGGGAAUGAAACUGAAGAUUUCUAGGAACACCUGGGCGUGGGAUACAGGAACUCUGGAUUCACGAUAGUUCAUCUUGCUGCCAGGCCAGCCCACCAGCCAAGAUAGAGCCAUGAGCAAGCGUCAGUGCUGUUUUUAAGAAGCGGCAAAACCACCCUCUUAGCUGCAUUCUCAUGUAGACUUGCUAUUGAUGAAACUGACAAAGGCAGAUCUGCUCUGGCUGGGAUGGAACCCCGGCCCC